AAUAACUAAUACAGCUCUGAAAGUGUUUAUCUAAUAACAAACAAUUAUACAUAUUUAUUAAUUGUAGUUAUUAUUAUUUUUUUAACAUUCUUAUUAUGAUUAACAAAGCGUUUCACAGACAGCCGCUUGCUGUUUCUACCCGGUACCCAUUCACUGUAACCACGCUGGUACCAUGCUGUUGAUGUUUGAGACUGGCGUGAGCUUCUUAAUAUAUUUAGACAAAUAAAGUGUGUCAGUUCUCACGCGUUCUGAUUAAUAGAUAUUCUUCAAAUAUCCUGUGAAGAUAAUCUGUUUAAACUGCCUAAGCUUUAUGUAUAAAUAAUUCACCAUGAAGAUAAAGCGUCAGAAACAGGCGAAGAAGACCAUCAGUUUUUACAAGUACAACUUUUGCUUUAGAGAACCUUUCCAAAUAUUAAUUGAUGGGACGUUUUGUCAGGCGGCGUUAAAGAAUAAGAUUCAAAUCAAAGAGCAGCUGCCGAAGUAUCUCAUGGGAGAAGUUCAGCUCUGUACCACGAACUGCGCACUGAAGGAACUUGAAGCUCUUGCAAAAGACCUCUAUGGAGCAAAACUCAUCUUGCAAAGGUUUCAGAUCAGAAAAUGCAAGCACGUUAAAGAUCCAGUACCUGCAUCGGAGUGUUUGCUGUCAAUGCUUGGGGAGACAAAUCCACACCACUACUUCAUUGCAACUCAGGAUUAUGAGUUGACGACAGCCCUGAAGAAGAUCCCUGGGGUUCCUCUGCUGUACAUUAUCCUCAACACCAUGGUGUUAGACAAGCCCUCUGAACGUUCGCUGAAGCACGUUGAAGCGGUUCAGCUGGGUGAGUUGGUGAGCCCAUCACAACAGUCAAGUAUCCAAACUCUGAAAGAGAAGGAGGGCCUCAGCAAAGACAGUAAUGAUAAGAGAGGCAAAAAACGGAAGAGGAAAUCUAGCAAUCCCAACCCACUUAGCUGCCUGAAGAAAAAGAAGAAACCAAUGCCUCAGCAGCCCAAAAAGACAGACGGAGAGAAAAAGAAGCGGAGUAGACAUAGGAAGCGAAGGCCUGCUGGGGGAGAGGAAGCAGCAGUCAGCUCCAGUCCAACAACUGCCUAGAGACAAGCCUCGCUUCUACAAGAGUACCAUUUAUUUUGUUUGUUCUUCAGCAUUUUUUAUUGGAAAGUUUGUCCUUUUUCCAGACCAUGCAUUUGUGCCAGCAAACCACUUGUUUUGUUUAAUAAACAAGUUUCUUUUAUCAUCAA
Molecule: messenger RNA, 1236 nt
Organism: Labeo rohita (rohu)
Lineage: Eukaryota; Metazoa; Chordata; Actinopteri; Cypriniformes; Cyprinidae
Gene: utp23
Product: UTP23 small subunit processome component
Exons: 3
Coding region: 329-1090 (253 amino acids)
Cellular component (GO): nucleolus; small-subunit processome
Molecular function (GO): small ribosomal subunit rRNA binding
Source: RefSeq, a predicted model, not a curated record